Fusarium venenatum is the source of this 2934-nucleotide messenger RNA. RefSeq lists its product as uncharacterized. The record is from RefSeq and is a predicted model, not a curated record. Gene Ontology annotation, molecular function: DNA binding; structural constituent of chromatin. Lineage: Eukaryota; Fungi; Ascomycota; Sordariomycetes; Hypocreales; Nectriaceae. Gene Ontology annotation, cellular component: nucleosome.
AUGGAGUCCUCUGGUAGUGUCUUCUCCAAGACCCUUCAGGAGAUUACCAAUACCAAACUCCAAGAGCUAUCAAAGCGUCGCUCUCGUUUUGAAGAAGCAAAAAUAUCUAUCUUGACUUCAAUCGACACAGAACAUGAUGCCGUCAAACGUCUUGUCGCCCUGAGCGAUGGUGUCAAGAAAUCAUUUGCCGUCAAGCUUGACAAAGACAACAAGGUCAUUCUUGGUCGUACCAAGUUCAAGCAUCUCGAGAUUGACCUCAAGAACCUUGAUCGUUUCAUUGGUCAAGCCAGGACCGACCCCUCUGUUUCCCCCAAGAUGCUGGCUGAUUGGGAGAAGCUGCUUGUUCGUCAGCUAGACAUGCAGUCUCUUCAGUACCAGUAUGCCUGGCUUUAUGGAGAGCUCGUGACUGAGUGGCUGUCUGGCGACAAGGAGAAAGACCAAGAAGCAGACAUCGAAAUGGGCGAGGCAUUCGAGGAUGUUGGUGAACAAGCUAAGCUGCAAUCCAAGAUCGAUUGGGAGAGCAUUGUAUUUGAACCAGCUAGCGUUGACACUAACGCCAUCACUAAAUAUCUGGACCACCUAUUCGGCGUCAGCGUCAAAGAGAAAAAGAACAUUGCUAGUAGUCUGCAGCGGCUUCGACAGUCUGUCUUAAACCAUGAAGCACGCAUCUCAACCCCGGACCAGUUCACUGUUUACUCGCUGAAAUGGGUCAUUGCAGGUCUCCAAUCGUCUGACCUCCUAUCAAACGAGAAACGAGAGGUUCUCAAGGAUUUCGAAACAAAUGAGAUGAUUCUCAAAGAGAUUGCUGACGUUCUCAACAUGCGCAUCAAUGCUUUGGAGUCUUGGACCUGGAACUCGGAAUCCCCAGUUCCUUUGGAAAUGACGCGCAAGAUCAGCGGCAUCUAUAAUAUUCAUAUGCACGAAGAUCUACUUCAGGCGAUAUUCCUGCAGUAUAUUGGCGUCAAGUGGAGCGUUUUCUUUAAGUCCGCAUUCAACACAUUCCGCAACUCUGGAUCUUGGAAAUCGAUGCGUCAGAAUAUCACUAUCGACGAGGUGAGACGCCUUGGUUACUACUUGGGCCCACUGGCGACCGAACCCUCCCUACAGAGUCAGCGAGACAAGGUUAAUGAGGAAAGAUACUUCAUGGCCCAGCUCAUGAAUUAUGAACACGAAGUCCUCAAUACGGCUGAUGGCGAGGAAGAGGCCGAGUACGAACAAUUUAGCACCGCGCAGCCAUUGAAACGGAGAGGGCGAAUGAAGCAAACAGCCCGAAAGUCUACAGGAGGGAAAGCACCCCGCAGGCAACUCGCUAGUAAGGCAUGUCGAAAAGCUGCUCCUUCAGUUGGGUUUAUGAUGUCUGCUGAAGUUGAUCAGGCUGAGCAGGAAGAGGAGGAAGACGAGGACGAGGACCGCGAUGACGAUGGCGAAGAUGAAGGCGAUAUUCGGAGCCCAAUGGCUCUGAAGCAAAAAUUGCUCCACCUUCUAUCGUCCGAGAUCACAAUCAACACUCAUCUUUACGGUGAAAUGACGGCUUUCCACUCCGUAUUUGAGGAUUGGAAUCCAAGGCUACCACAUGACACCGUCUUAACAAUUUUGAAGUAUCUCGGCGUAUCAGACACUUGGCUCAGCUUCUUCAGGAAAUUCCUCGAAGCUCCCCUCAAGUUUGUCGACGAGGAUGACUCGACUGCACGUAAACGUUGCAGAGGAACACCCGCUUCUCAUGUGCUCAGUGAUGUUUUUGGCGAAACUACUCUGUUUUGUCUAGAUUUCUCUGUCAAUCAAUCCACUUCAAGCAACUUGUGGAGGAUGCAAGACAACUUCUGGUUCUGGUCCAAUGAUCACAAUGUCGCAGUCAGGGCAUGGGAAACUGUUGAUGAGUUCAUCACCGUAACGGGAGUUGAAAUCAAUCCCGCAAAGAGUGGAUCGGUCCGGAUCUCGAAAGACAGCAACAAGACAUUGGCUAUCGACGAGUCACUGCCUGAAGGCGAUAUUCGCUGGGGCUUCCUACGCUUGUCGCCAAAGACGGGCCGUUUCGAGAUUGACCAGACCAUGGUCGACUCUCAUAUCAAAGAGCUGCACAAGCAGCUGCUUGACAAGCGCAAGAGUGUUCUUGGCUUCAUCCAGGCGUGGAACAGUUACGCUGCGACCUUUUUUACGUCCAACUUUGGUAAAGCAGCAAACUGCUUUGGGCGCGAGCAUGUCGACAACAUGCUUUCGACGCAUAGAAAGAUCGAGCGUGACGUAUUCACCAAAAUUUCGGGAGGUAAAGUUACAAGUGUUGCCGAGUACCUAAAGAAAGAACUUGGUGAACGUUUCGGCAUUAAGGACAUUCCCGAUGGCUAUCUCUACUUCCCUAUGGAGCUAGGUGGCCUCGACUUGCAGUCCCCAUUCAUCCCUCUCAUGCAAAUCAAAGACCAACUCAUCGACGACCCUGCCAAACUCAUGUUUGAUUUCGAGGAACCUGAGCGCAACGCAUACGAGAAGUACAAGGAGCUCUUUGCCAAAGGAUGGCCCAGGCGGGAGAAAUACUCCCUUGACGAACCUGACUGGGAACCUGAAUCACAGUAUGAUAAAGAUAACUUUAUGCCUUUCCAAGAGUUCACUCGCUACAGAGAAUCAUACUUCUUCGACCACUUCAAGGGGUCUGGAAGACUGCAUCGUGUCUUUCGAAACCUUCUCAAGAGACCAAAAGAGUGCAAGGUUGAUACUGAUGAAACUCAGUCAGGUGCACUGGAGCGGCUGCGCACGGAGCCGAACCUUCGGGGUAUCACGGGGUGGUGGAAUAAUAUGGACGCUUAUUGGACUUGGGUUACUAUGUUCUACGGAAGAGAUAUCGUGGACCGCUUUGGAAGGCUCAAUAUUGUGAACACUGAGUUGUUGCCCAUUGCAAUGGUGACUUUGUUCAGGGACAAGCGUGUCAACUGGCAGGGUUGA